UGUACUCCAUAAUCACCAUACCAUAUAAAAACUGAAAAACUAGAAAGAAACAUGGCAAAGGAACAAAACCACACCUUCUCUAUCUUCUCCAUUACUCCAACAACAAACACACAAAGUAACAACAAAAACAAAAAUAUACACACACAAAGAGAGCAAAAAGUCAUAAGAAUAUGAAGAGUUUAUUUUCAAAACCCAUUUCAAGUCCUAAUCGAGCAGAGAAAUUUCCACCGCCAUUAAUGAGGUUCUUAAGAAGCAAUGUUGGAAGCAAAAGCAGCAGAGCAAGAACACGAGCUAGCCCUAUGUUUAUGCGCAAAAACAAAAACAAUAUCGCUAUUGAAAAAACUCAAGAACCUUCUUCCCCAAAAGUCACUUGUAUAGGUCAAGUUCGUGUUCGCAGAUCCUCCAAUAACACCACAAAAAAACAUCAACAAAUAGAAGAGAAGAAAACCCCAAAAACAACAACAUGCUGCUGUAAAUUCCAAUGCAAAAUCAUUAAAUUACACAGACCCAAAUCGUUGAUUUCAAAUUUGAAGAAAUGGGUUUGUUGUUUCCCAUUUGGGUAUUGUGUAAAAAAAGUCGAAUCAGCUCAAAAAGUUCAAAAAAUUGUUACAACAAAUGCCGAAAUUGCAAUUUCUGAAUCAGAAGAAAAUGAAAAUGGCUAUGCAGAUUCUCAUAUCAAUCCACCGAAAAAUGCUUUGAUUUUGACUCGAUGUAGAUCAGCACCUUAUAGAUCUUCAUCAUUAGCUAGUAAAUUCUGGGGUUCUCCAUUGAACAGUCAAAAUCCCCAAAAUAAUAUUCGAGAACUGGAGGAGGACGAAGAAGAAGAAGAAAAACCUCCUCCAGUUCUCGAAAAACCUAUAAUUGGUGAUUUAGGAUCGAGAAAAAGCCAUGGAAAUGAAGAAAUGCAGAGCUCCGUUAAUGAAGAAAGUAGUAAAGCUUGUGUUCAUCCAUUACUUCUUACAAGAUGUAAAUCAGAUCCAGCAAAAACAGGAGAAAGGCUUAAUCCAAGAAGGUUUAGUGAUACUAAUCCUUUAAGUUGAUUUUUUUAAAAUAAUUUUGAAUUUUUCAUAUUAUUAUUGCAAUAUACUUGUACUAUUUGUUUACAAGAAGUAUAACUAAAACUUGUUCUUA
This is a messenger RNA of Solanum tuberosum (potato), 1131 nucleotides long. RefSeq lists its product as uncharacterized. The transcript has a single exon. The record is from RefSeq and is a predicted model, not a curated record. NCBI's taxonomy places the organism in Eukaryota, Viridiplantae, Streptophyta, Magnoliopsida, Solanales, Solanaceae. The coding region runs from base 171 to 1040 and encodes 289 amino acids.